UGACGCUCAGUCAGUUAGCUUGUCAGUCAGAACUGUCUCCCCGUUUGACAUCUGUCUUCAACUAAAACGGCCUUUUUUCACCUUGGAAAGCUUCACUUCACUUUAUGCGGCGUUGUCGUGCUUCACUUGACGCAGUUUUGUGUUUAAUUUAAGGAAACGCCCUGAGCGUUUCUCCUCCCGUCAUGUCUCACAACUACCCGUACAAACGACCGCCGUCUGACACCGAUCUCAGACCUGAUGGAUCCUAUGGCUCUUCAGACCACCGUCACACCUCAUCGGACCAUGACUUUUACAGGCAGCCUCAGGAGUCCUUCUCCUCAUCCCACCUGUCUUCCUCUUCCUCCUCCUCCUCCUCGGCCUCCUCCAGAGGAGCUCAGUGGUCGCAGGACGGCGCUCUCAGCAUCCUUAGCAGCUGUGGUCUGGAGCCCAGCGACCUGGCUCUGCUGGCCGAGCUCCCUGAAGACGUCCUCACCGUCGAGUCCCUGCCUCAGGUCCUCAAACAGAUCAAAGGAAAGAGGGGGACCGUCAAACCUUUCCCUCCCAGUGCUCCUUCUCCUGCCUCCUCCUCUUCCUCUUACCUCCCCAGCUCCUCCCGUCAACUUGCUCCCAGCUCCUCUGCCAGCGACUGGGAACAUCCCCGCAGCCAGCCCCUCCAGUACCCAGUGGACAACAUGACGCCUGAUCCUCUUUCAUCUGAACUGGACCGCUGGGGGAAUCCCAGGACCUGCGGCUCCGUCAGGACAGACCAACCAUCAUCAUCAUCGUCGUCCUCCAGCUACAUGGUGGACUUCCACCACAGACCAGGACCCUCUGAGUAUGGUAAGACAGGCAGAGACACUGGUCCGCUUCCCUCUCGUGACUACAACCACAUACCAGGACACUCUGAUUUUGCCAAAACAGGCAGAGACUCUGGUCCAGUGUCCCCUCAGGACUACAACUACAGACCAGGACCCUUUGAGUAUUCUAAGACGGGCAGAGACUCCAGUCCAGUGUCCUCUUUGGACUACAACCACAGCACGGGACCCUCUUAUUAUGGCAACAUGGGCAGAGACUUUGGUCCAGUCUCCUCUGUGGACUACAACCACAGACCAGGACCCUCUGAGUAUGGUAAGACAGGCAGAGACGCCGUUCCAGUGUCCUCUGAGAAACCACCCUCUUUCAGCUCAACAGGAAGAGACAAAAGACCCCGUGCUUCUCGUUUCUGUCAGCCGACACCAGCUGAUCACAGGUCAGCUCCUCCUCCUCUUCUCCCAGAGCUUCUGAAACUUGACACCUCUUCCAGCUUGAUGCCGCCCCAAAAACAAGCUAUGGACUUCUACGGGACGUCUCCGACGACGUACCCGUACUCGUGCUCUCUGUGUGACAUCACUGUGAUGUCAGAGAAGGUGUGGAUCAAACAUAUAAACGGGCCUCAUCAUGCUGACGGACAGCUCGCACUCCUGCAGCAGUUUCCUAACUGGGACUGUCGCAUGGAGAAUAUCAGCAGGGUUGACAACCAAUCGCAAAAGAGGAAGGAUGAAGGAAAUCCUGCCCGAGCCCAGACAGCCAAUCAGAGCGCCUCCAUUCCACAGGCAAAUAAAAAAACAGAAAAGAAGACUGCAGAGAAAAGCAAAGUGGUAUGUGUGAAGUUUCCGGCUCAGUCUGUGGACGAGGCGUACCUGAGGAAACUGAGCGAACCGUUCGGAAAGAUCGUCAAGAUCCUCAUGUUUCCGUCUUUAGCGUUUGUGGAGCUGGGCUCCAUCGACCAGGCGAGGGACCUUGUGAAGUUCCACGCUAACUAUCCUCCGACUGUAAACGGAGAGCAGAUGGAGUUCAGGAUCUCUAAGACCUUCAACUUCCUGCAGAGUUCUCGGGUGGUGUGUUUCACUCCGGCUCCGACAGGAGAGGACAGCAAAUCAGAUCUGAUCAGCAUCGUCAAACGCUUCGGCUCGCCGCUCUUUUCCCUCUUCCUGCCGUCUAAGGCGUUCAUAGAGAUGAAAAAUACUCCCGAUGCUCAGAAGCUGGUGGAUUAUUAUUCCUCCAGAUCUCUGAGAGUCAACAAUGACGUCCUCACAGUUUCCUAUUCUGUCGAAUACAAGAGCCUCAUGCGGGUCCCUUCGGCAAAAAGGUACGAAGAGGAAACGUGUUCGACCAAGAGGGAGAGGAGUUCAAGCCGAGAGACGGAGGACAAGACGACAGAGACCAAGAGGAAGAGGAGCAGUAAAGACCGAGAAAAGGACGAUGGAGAGAAAUCCAGCAGAGACAAGAGAACCAGGUCCAGAUCCAGAGAAAAUGACACUAAAGAAAAAAGGUCCAGAUCCAAAGACAGAUCCAGCAGAGACAGGAGGACUAGAACCAGAUCUAAAUCAAGAGAAAAGUCCUCUAAAGAGAAAAGGUCCAGAACCAGGUCAAGGUCCAGAGACAAAUCUAAGGAAACGUCCAUCAGAGGGAGGACCUCCAGGUCCAGGUCCAGGUCCAGGUCCAGAGAUACAUCCAGCAGAGACGGGAGGACGAGAACCAGGUCAAAAUCCAGAGAAAAGUCCAACAAAGAGAAAAGCACCAGGUCCAGAGAUAAAUCCAGCACUGAUCGGAGGUCCAGGUCCAAGUCCAGAUCCAGAGAUGAAUCCAGCAACCAGUCCAGAGAGAAGUCAGUGGUUCCAGAGAAAAACGAGACGACUGACUCUGAGUCCAGGAUUGAUCCUGAUCCAGCUCCUGUCAGAGACUCCAAACCUGAAGAGGAGAAGCGAGACGAGACUGAGGAUGAAGCAGAGUCGUCUGCAGACGACAGCGACAUCGAGGGGAUGGAGGUGAUCGGGGAGGAUGGAGAGACUCUGGAGAAUGAAGAUGUGGACAUUUUUGAUGAUGCUGAUGAAGAAGAGAAGGAGGAGGAGGAGGAGGGGGAAGGAGACAGUAAUCCUGCAGAGAGAACAGACUUACCUGAACCUGAAGAUGAUAAAAAGGAGGAGGUGAAGGACGAAGAGGCUGCUGAUCAAGAUAAAGUAAUAGAGGAGGAGGAGAAACCCAUACACGAAAAGGAGCAAGAGAAGGAGGAAUCUAUAAAAAAGGAGGAAGAAGAGUCAGAAUCCAACAGAGAAGCCGAGGAGACUCAGCUGGAGGAGGAGCAGGAAGAACCAGAUUUCCCAGUAGACCUGGAGAACUGCAUCACUCUGGAUGAACUGGGAGACAACCAGUCUGACAACCAAGAUGAAGAAGUCAAAGAGAAACACAAAUCUUCGUCCUUCAGAGUGGUUUACUUCGACCAUCUCCCGCUGAGUCACUUCACAGACUCUGACUUCAUCAAGGUGGUAAAAGAUUUUGGGACGGCGGUGCGAUACUUCCGGCUGCCCAUGCGCCGAAAGGGUUUCAUCGAGAUGUCGACUUCUGCGGAGGCUCUGAGAGUCGUGAAUGAGCUGACCUCUAAAACGUUCACCCUCAGUGGCUGCAAAAUCUACGUCAACAUCUCCAACAGAUACAAAAGACUCUCAAACGGGGUGAUCGUCCCCAUGGACAAAGAGAAGAGGACGGAGCGCAGGAGGAGUGAGAGACUAAACAGGGAUGAGUCUGAUGAGAGGAAGGUGUCCUCGAAGAAGACUCCAAAGAAAGACUCUAAAAAGACUCCGGAGAAAAGGUCUUUGUCUAAAAAGACUCCAGAGAAAGAUUCCACAUCUACAAAUACUCCAGAGAAAAAGCUAUCGUCUAAAAAGUCUCCAGAGAAAAACUCAAAGUCUCAAAAGACUCCAGGGGAGUCAGCGGCCAAUAAGAAAUCUUCAGAAAAGGAGUCUGCAUCCAGAAAUUCUCCAGAGAAGAGGCCAGAAAAGAAAUCAGUUGUCAAAAACGAGUCAGAAAAGACGUCCAGAACACCAGAAGAAGAGUCAAUAAAGACUGAAGAGAAGAACUCAGCUGAGGAGGAGUCUGCUGCUAAAAAAGCGCCAGAAAAAGAGCCCUUGUCCAAAACUAGUCCAGAAAACAAGAGAUUAAAAAGAAAAGGGACUCAUGAGAAUGACACGGUGCCUGAGAAGAAAGAAAAGACGAAAGAGUCGACAAGUGACGAAACUCAAAGAAAGCGGGAGCUGGAGGAAGACGAAAAGAAGGAAGGGUCAGUUGAUAUGACUCAAGAGACAGACAAGUGUAAAGACAAAAAGACUCCAAAGACAGAGGAGUUCAAAGACAAAAAGACUCCAAAGACAGAGGAGUCCAAAAACAAAAAGACUCCAAAGACAGAGGAGUCCAAAGACAAAAAGACAUCCAUGAUGGAUGAGUGUAAAGAAAAACAGACCCCAGAGACACACGAUUGUGAGGUCAAAAAGACUUUUGAGAUGGAUGAGCUUAAGGACAAAAAGACGUCCAAAGAUCAGGAGGAGACAUCUGAACCAGGACUGAAGGACUCAGAGGAUUCAAAUCAACCAGACUCUACUGGAGAUCCUCCAAAACCACAAACUGAGCCGAAAGCUGCUGCUGAUGGGCUGCAGGACUCAGAGGUGGAUCAACAAUGUGGACCAGCAGGCAGCGCUGCAGAGCUGCAGAAACCCACCAGACCUGUUGGAGCAGAGUUUGUUCGGCCGGUCGUCGGUUACUUCUGUAACUUGUGUCAGCUGAUCUACGCUGACGAGGACGAAGCCAAACUGGAGCACUGCAGCACCGUGAUGCACUACAGAAAGUACCAGGAGAAGACGGGCAAAGAUCCGUGGGCGAGCUGAACGUUAAACUCAAGGUGAACCAACACAACUUAAAAAAAAGAGGAGAGACUGAACAGACAAACACUUUUUAGUUUUUAAUUUAACCCACAAGUUUCUUCUCUGAUGUUGCUGUUCAGGCAUCCGCUCUUUAAGGUUGUUUUCAUUUCGUUUCUCUUCUCAUUCAGUGUUUUGCUGGAGGACACGGCGGCAGGGUUAAAACCUGAUGUGAAAACAUCUGGAGCGAGUUAUUCCUGUUAAAAUCAGCUGAAAAUAAAAAUGUGAGAAAAUGUACAGUGAAGAGGCUGCUUUGUAGCUUUCAUAUUUUUAUAGCUAAAUGUUUUAUUCUAUUUUCAAGAGCUGUGAAAUGACUUUCUAACUCAACGGUGGAAGAACUCACUUAAAAACAAACUUGCAUUUGAGGAAAGUGGUUUAUUUAACAAAACAUACAAAUUAAUAUUAAACAAAAAUUUCCAGCUGAAAACAACAAGUUCAACACAAAAUAAAUUUAAUUUCUAUGAGGAUGAAUAUUUUACGUCUUCAGAAGUUCAUUUCUGAAAUCAAAAGUUUAAAAUAUUACUGCAGAUUGUGUUUUAAACCUGAGAAAUAAAAGCAACAACAGUGUAUCUGGCUGCGUGGGCCUCCUGGCAUUUAGUGGAUGAAUACACUGUUGUUUGUCAAGAAAUAGUCCCAGCACAACAAACCAGAUGCCGACACGCCAAAGGUUUGGCGCAGUGUGGACGAGGUUUUCCAGAAAAUGUUGAAACUAUUCCUUCAAUAAAAAAACGCACAUCCUUGUACAGA
Molecule: messenger RNA, 5456 nt
Organism: Plectropomus leopardus (leopard coralgrouper)
Lineage: Eukaryota; Metazoa; Chordata; Actinopteri; Perciformes; Serranidae
Molecular function (GO): RNA binding; zinc ion binding
Source: RefSeq, a predicted model, not a curated record